AUGUCAGAGCCAAUCAAGGGGACCGACGCUGAUACUCUGACUGUAGCCAAAGAAGCAGUUCCUAACAAGCCAGAACCAAUAGACUCAGACUAUGUGGAAACAGACAAAGACAAAGUAGACUUCACCAAGGGGGGAGUUGAAAAGUUCAAGUUCUAUCCCGACAAUCCCGAGAACCACAGACACAAGUACAAAUGGACCCAUAAGGAGCCUUCGAAGUACUACGAUCCGUGCGAAGAAAGUAGACAGGCUUCCUUGAAUUGCAUUUUGAGAAACCAAGACGACAAACUUGUAUGUCAGGAUUUCUUUGACGCUUAUAAGGAAUGUCGUAAAGAUUUCUUUAAUAAGAAGAGAAAGGACCGGAUAGAGGGUAGAGGAGGCUGGGGAUUCUGGUAA
Scheffersomyces stipitis CBS 6054 is the source of this 393-nucleotide messenger RNA. RefSeq lists its product as uncharacterized. NCBI's taxonomy places the organism in Eukaryota, Fungi, Ascomycota, Pichiomycetes, Serinales, Debaryomycetaceae. The record is from RefSeq and is a predicted model, not a curated record. Bases 1 to 393 code for a protein of 130 amino acids. The transcript has a single exon.